Molecule: messenger RNA, 2037 nt
Organism: Aspergillus clavatus NRRL 1
Lineage: Eukaryota; Fungi; Ascomycota; Eurotiomycetes; Eurotiales; Aspergillaceae
Product: putative chromatin structure remodeling complex protein RSC3
Exons: 4
Coding region: 1-2037 (678 amino acids)
Biological process (GO): regulation of DNA-templated transcription; DNA-templated transcription
Cellular component (GO): nucleus
Molecular function (GO): DNA binding; zinc ion binding; DNA-binding transcription factor activity, RNA polymerase II-specific
Source: RefSeq, a predicted model, not a curated record
AUGGCGACCACCCGCCGCAACGGCCAGCUCCCCUCCUGCGAGCCAUGUCGCAAAUCCAAACUCCGCUGCGACCAUUCCACUCCGAUCUGUAAUCGCUGCAUCCGCCGUGGUCGCGCGGACAUGUGUCUCUACCAUCCUGCACCCCUGACGAAAUUCCGCGAAGUCAAGGCAGCAGCAAUCCGUAAGCCCAGGCAGAAGUUGAGCACCAGUCAGAGUGUCUCUCCGGCUGUGGGUGACGUGUCUGUCGCGGCGUCUCCGUCUCAUACGCUGACGAUCGGCGAGUCGCAGGCCUGGGAGAAGCGGCCUUCCGCUAAUCCAGGCUUUCUGGGCCUCACGAGCUACUCGGACACCGUUACGGGGUAUGCAGGGGUGCUGGACUACGCCAUGCGGCACGCAGUCGAGCUUGAGCCGCGCGAAGACGGGGCCGGAUCGAGUGCUGCGAGUGUUGAUUCAGGGCAGAUGGAGCUUGGGGCGCAGGUGCUGAUGCUGCUAGAGCAUUUGCCGUUGUUUGAGGAAAUCAUGGAGAAGCGGAUCGCUGUGUGGGAAGGUGUUAUCUUUGGGCCCCAGCUCUUCCGGGCGAUGUUCAAGACAAUUCGCGAAGUAUACCGAAAUGCGACGGAAGGGGUGGAAGACAAAUAUCCCUGUCUGCUGGAGCUAGCGAGGUUUGUCUUCCAGAAUACAGCGACGGAAAUUGUGGUGCAUGCGUCCAUGACCCUGUCCGAGUACAUAUCUAUGGUUGCUGCUCGAUGGGAUACGCUCUCCCUCUUGCUUUCCUCGAUGGGUUAUGCCGUCUACCAGAUUCCCCAUGACGACCCCGUCUUCCAAACUGAAGGCAUGCCCGGAAAAGAUAGAAAGGGACUCCGUCGCAUCGCGAUGGCAGCAAGCGAUAUUUGCCUACAAUUUUGUGAUAAAUCUGGGACAAUCGGUGACCCUCUUUGCUGGGCCACGCUCCAGCAAACAGGUUUUGUCUUCCAUACAUUUGGCACUAGUGACUAUCGAACAUGGCAGAAACUUGGAGACUUAACGACCAUCAUCUUUGCGCUUGGCCUCCACCAGGUGGGAGACAACACCAAUAUCCCCUUUUUCCUAUCUGAGAUACGCAAAAGAGCAUUGGUCGGCGCAUACGCAAUUGACAAGGAUCUGGCUAUCUUCCUUGGACGUCCUCCACGCAUAUGCCGCCGGUAUUGCAACAUUCAGUAUCCAUUGGACCUAAGUCACGAGGAGAUGAUAGCUAGUCCUGGUGUGCGACAGCAGGCCUUGGCCAAACUCGACGCCCGCGGCUGGAACAAGGAAGAGAAGCUAUCCAAGGGGGCGAGAGGGCGAUGUGUCCUACUCUCGAGCUUCAUUCGAGAGGAGAUACUUGAGUUGUCUCUUACCCAUCCGAUCGAUGACUUGGACCAACAAGCCGAAGCUGUACUCAAAAGAGCGCACCAGUGGCGCUCCGACCUGCCUUCGUUUCUACAUUGGACUGCUGAUGCCAACAACCCGGACCUUGGGUCAUUGCACCUCGAAUUCCUCUACCAGGACUUUCUGAUCUACCAGACUGUUGCCAAACGCACGGGCAAGAAACACGACUCGUUGAUCAGCACCUCCCUCGAGAUUGUCAGCUGUUGCCUCGAGCUGGUUUCUCGGCAGAUGCGCUCCCUCAAGAUGCACAUGUUCACCAUUCUCGAUCUAUGUUAUGUCGGCCUCCCAGCCGCCGGCACCCUCGCGACCGAGCUCCUGCGCCGCUCACAACCGAAGCCGGAACCAGCCUCCUCUUCCGCACCAUUUCCUCGCUCUGAGAUUAUCCAGAAACUCAGCGUCUUCAUUUCCCAUACCGACACUUUCAUUCAACAGCAUGAGGGCGAUUAUGAGAUUGCGCUGCGCGGCCAGAUGCUCAUUCGGCAGGUUCUCGACCGCGUCCUAUCGCCUGUCUCUGGGCCGCCUCUGUCGGACCCCUUGGGCGCCGGGAUCCCAAUGGCAGACGAUAUGGAUUUUAUGGCCAUGCUGGAGAGCUUUGACUGGGAGCAGGAGAUUCGUCCAACUUUGAGUUGA